Messenger RNA from Canis lupus familiaris (dog), 833 nucleotides. RefSeq names its product NADPH--cytochrome P450 reductase-like. The transcript has a single exon. The coding region runs from base 77 to 772 and encodes 231 amino acids. Gene Ontology annotation, molecular function: FMN binding; flavin adenine dinucleotide binding; NADPH-hemoprotein reductase activity. Gene Ontology annotation, cellular component: cytosol. The record is from RefSeq and is a predicted model, not a curated record. Gene Ontology annotation, biological process: response to hormone. Lineage: Eukaryota; Metazoa; Chordata; Mammalia; Carnivora; Canidae.
CACAGACUCAUUUCUUGUCCUCCUUCCUGAUUUGGAUACAGAGCUAUGUCCAAGAACUUAGCAUAACACUUGGUUCAUGAAAGUAAAUGGGACAAAUGCAUUCAGUAAAAAGAAGGAAGUAGAAGGUAGAUCCACUGUCUUAACAAUCACAAACAGAGGAGUAAGAAUUGCAGAGACACUGCUCUACUACGGCUGCCGCCGCUCUGACAAGGACUACCUGUACUGCAAGGAGCUGGCCCAGUUCCACCAGGACGGCCCCCUCACCCAGCUCAACGUGGCCUUCUCCCGGGAGCAGCCCCACAAGGUCUACGUGCAGCACUUACUGAACAGGGACAAGGAGCAUCUGUGGCAGCUGAUCCACGAGGCGGGCGCCCACAUCUACGUCUGCGGGGAUGCUCGGAACAUGGCGAGGGACGUGCUGAACACCUUCUACGACAUCGUGGCCGAGGUGGGGGCCAUGGAGCAUGCCCAGGCCGUGGACUACAUCAAGAAGCUGAUGACCAAGGGCUGCUACUCCCUGGACGUGUGGAGCUGGAAGCCACCCGGCCCCACCUCACUCGGCCCCUCGGGCCCCGCAGACUUGCCUCCCCGUGUAAUCAUUUUCGUGGCCCCCUUCUGCCAGUCUCCCAGGAUGGGUUCUGCUAGGCCCUCCCCCAGGAGGCAGGCCCAGGAGCAGAAACUGGUCCAGGCCCUGAGGCGCAAGCCCUGGAGCACCCCAGCCCUGCGGCAAGUGGUCAAGGGUGUGUGUUGUGUGAACACCUCGGGAAGCUAAGCUAGAGGGACAUAUACAGCGUGGUGGGCACCCACCUAUGGCUACAUCAUCAGCUGUCAAA